AUUUAACCCAAUGAUAACAUCCCUACCGAGAUGCUCUAAAAGGCAAUUUUGCCGAUAUUGGAGCCGUCGUGGUCUCGUCGGUGAAGAUAUUCUUCGGCUGAAGAGUAAAUUAAGCAAGGAAUCAGCAUUUUCUGUGAACUUCCAAUGGGAGACUCGAAUAACCCAACAUUCAUUCGUCAUUAUCACACACGACACGCAUUUCAUCUUAUUCAAUCAUACUUCUUAAUCUACGUUUUUGCUUUCCACCCGGAUUUCCGUAUUGUGAAGCAGAAAUAAGAGAACAUUGGUGUUGAUGGAAGUAGAGAAGAAGAUAUUGCUUGGCGAACUUGAAGCUAUGGGAUUUCCCGAGGCUCUGGCCGCAAAGGCUCUUUCUUCUUCUGGUAGUUCAAGCAUUGAGGACGCAAUAAACUGGCUUGUUGAUCAAGAUAAUGAUAAAACUUUUACUGAACCACCUGAGCAAUCUCAGGCUGCAGUCGACAUCACUGUCGAAACAUCAAAAUCCUUCCACAUUUCUGAACAAGUUAUGCUGAGCGCACGAGUUCUGAGGUCUGCUUUCUAUAGUGGUUCAUUUUUUCUGGUAUGUCCCCAUAUCCGGAAUCUGAGCAAAUUUAGGAAUCGAGCACUUAACAAGAAAGCAGAGCUAGAGAAGAAACAAGAAAGACAAACUGAGAAGGAUAGGAUUCGGGCAGGUAAAGAGUUGUUAGAGGCUAAACGAAUGGCAGAAGAAAGAGAAAGAAGAAGGUUUUUGGCCCAAAGGAAAGCAGGGAAAGAUGACGAGAAAAGAGCAAGGGAUAGAGUUCGCCAGAACGUGCAGCAAGACAAGUUAGAAAGACAAGGCGUCCUUGGGUCACCUACGGAAUUUCCCGCACCUGCGAAACCUGAUAUAGCAUUGGCAGAAAGAACGGAGAACUUGCAGCUACUUGACACUGACAUUUUACCUGUAAAAUCUUCUGCACUAAGAGAUGAUCUGAGUGAAUGUUUAAGAUCUCUUAAACGUCGAAACAAGCUUCAAGAGGGCUUAUUUCUGAAGUAUGAACGCCAAGAGAGCCUUUGCUGUACUUAUGAGCGUUUGCCCCGCAAAUGCAAAACCUCAAUAAAUGAGGAGAGUUCAGGGGCAAGUAGGGCAUUCCAAACUCUCUUGAUUUAUGUGAGAAAUGUUAUUAACAAUCCCAAUGAGGAGAAGUUUCGGAAAAUCCGGAUCAACAAUCCAAUUUUCCAGGAUAGAAUCGGCAAAUUUGGGGAAGGUAUCAAGUUUCUUGAGUUAUGUGGGUUUGAGGAAGUCGAGGGAGAUAACUUCUUGUUUCUUCCUCGACAAAAGUAUAUAAAUAAUACUCAGUAUGUGAAUUCUAUGUAUGAAGGAUUUUCGAUCAGGUUCUGUAGAUGCAUAGAACAGCUUGAAGCAUCUGUGGGCGUGGAUAUUGAUGUUGCUGUUUUUCCUGGCUUUCACCAUAUAGUUGGGAUGAGUUUGACUGGAGUCUGUAUUUGGGAAAGUUUGGGUUGA
Messenger RNA from Striga asiatica, 1501 nucleotides. The record is from the annotation of a GenBank genome assembly. NCBI's taxonomy places the organism in Eukaryota, Viridiplantae, Streptophyta, Magnoliopsida, Lamiales, Orobanchaceae.